Thunnus maccoyii (southern bluefin tuna) is the source of this 2879-nucleotide messenger RNA. RefSeq names its product paired box 9 (gene pax9). Gene Ontology annotation, biological process: anatomical structure development; regulation of transcription by RNA polymerase II. Bases 1846 to 2859 code for a protein of 337 amino acids. The record is from RefSeq and is a predicted model, not a curated record. The transcript is spliced from 4 exons. NCBI's taxonomy places the organism in Eukaryota, Metazoa, Chordata, Actinopteri, Scombriformes, Scombridae. Gene Ontology annotation, molecular function: DNA-binding transcription factor activity, RNA polymerase II-specific; RNA polymerase II cis-regulatory region sequence-specific DNA binding.
UAUUCAGCCUACAGAGCUGUGCGUGCUGAAACAAAUACUGAGGAAUACUUUGUGUACAUUUUGGCCCCUCAGAGUCGCUUCGGUGUUUAAUGUCAGCAGAGGUUUUCAACGAUAUUCCUAAUUGCACGGCUGUACGGGAGCGCCGUUUGAUGUCUACAUGCAACGUUGAUCCCUUUAGGUUGCACAGAGAUGAGGGUCAGUCAUGCGCCGUGGCCUUUUUAAAAUAUGACACGAGAAAACCCAAAGCAUAUGUCAAAAGGGGAGAGAGUGGAGGCGCAAAGUUAUGGCGUGUGUUUGUUUCUCGUGUCGGGAAGCAACAAAUCUUUCUUAUCGCUUGCAAGUGGGGGUUUCCAUGUAUGCGGAGGCAGUUAAGCUAGAAAUUACCCCCCUUUUAAGAUAUUCUUCUGCAAACUUUGACACUGAAAUGUAGCUAUGUGAAGGAUGAGACAUAAAAGUUAAUUUCUUUAGCAUAUAUGCGCCUAAAGCCUAAAUUGCUUGUGCGCAAUUGGCAAAAAAAGAAACCUUUUGGCCUGUCCGGUGCAAAGCCUUAAUGCAAAUCAAAUGAGCUUACAACUUGAAAUGUAAAUAUAUAUAAUAAAUUAUUUACUUAAAAUAACAAUUUAAUGCGGAAUGGUCGUUACACACACGUACAGUUAAAAUAAAAUCAUCUAUAUUUUUAAAAUUGACAGAAGAAUUUAAUCUGGCAUGGGUACAAUCCCUCCAUUUAUUUUCAAACUGCAUGAGCAGGCGGAUUCUUUCCGCAGGUUAAACAUUUGUCUCUUGAUGGCCUUCAUUUUCAGCAAAACAUCCUCCCGUGAAGGAUUUCUUUUUUUGGCGUGUUUUUGCAAAGUGUAGCACUCAAGUGCUUGAUGCGUAAAGAUGAAUAAAAAAAAACAAAACACGGGCGACAAGUGAGAAUAAAUGUGUGACAAUCCUCGAGCGCGUGGACAUACAAUUUACAUACAAAAACAUCAGCUCGGCCAAAUUACAUUACUCAAAACCAAUCAUUCAUUUCCUCCCAUUUCCUUAAUGAUGCCAUUUAAAAGGUUGAGAUGAAGGGUGGUGUAGUGGAGCGUAAAGCCACCCAAAUACAGGUUUUCCAACUUUUUUGUUUUCAUAGUAAAACGUGGAUAUUUAGUUUAGAUGGAAAGAUUUAAUAUUAGUCAUAAAAACACGAGCAAAAGACAACAUAGAGUAAUUAUACGCGGGGUUUUAGUUGCACAAGUUCAUGCGCUUUUCUCUAUAUAUUAAUAUUUUUUCAGGUUUUAAUUCGGUGUGAUGGUCACCCAGCUGGAGCUUUUUACGCAACUUUUUUGAUUUAUUUAGCGCCACAUCAGCGUUGGAAAUGUGAAGAUCUGAUCCAAAAUGAUGAUAUUGCACUAUACUUACCUUAUCUGUCUCAAUAACAAACGCAUUCAUGGUGGUAUAUCCCCAGCUUUGCUUUCUGAUGGGGAGAGAGCAGGACGAGGAGGAGGACAAGGGGGAGGAAGGGGGAGGAGGAGGAGGAGGAGGAGAGGGGGGGGGAUCUCUGUAGACUUGUCAUGUCAAACUUUCUAACCAAUAGCGACGCGGUUCUGCACAAUCUCGAAACUCUAUUGGAGAGUCCAGCCAAUCAGCAGGGGAGAAUCGUUGGAAGACCAGCCUCCUUAUUUCAGCAGAUAGAAAUGUAAGCCUGUAGCCAGCACCGUCAGGAAACAGAUCGAGAAUUUAGUUCCUCUUGUUCCUUAUCGCGCAAGAAGAUUUUCUUGGACGCGGUUUUGGACAGUGGACACGCUGGACGCGGAGCAGGAUCCACGCAGGAGGCACAACCAGGACUCCGUAUUCUUCUUUUGCGGCUUUAACGCGAUGGAGCCAGCCUUCGGUGAGGUGAACCAACUCGGCGGUGUUUUCGUGAACGGCAGACCGCUCCCCAACGCAAUCCGGCUCCGGAUAGUGGAGCUGGCCCAACUCGGAAUUCGACCCUGUGACAUCAGCAGGCAGCUGCGCGUCUCCCACGGGUGCGUCAGCAAGAUCUUGGCCCGCUACAACGAGACCGGCUCCAUCCUCCCGGGGGCCAUCGGAGGCAGCAAGCCGCGGGUCACCACACCCACCGUGGUCAAGCACAUACGGACAUACAAGCAGAGAGACCCGGGGAUUUUUGCCUGGGAGAUCCGGGACAGACUACUCGCCGACGGUGUUUGCGACAAGUUCAACCUGCCGUCCGUCAGCUCCAUCAGUCGGAUCCUCCGCAACAAGAUCGGGAAUCUGUCGCAGCAGAGCCAGUAUGAGUCGGGCAAGCAGGCGCCUCACCCACCGCCACAGCCAACGUUACCAUACAACCACUUAUACUCAUACCCGACGUCCAAAGUGCCCACUCCCCCCGGCAUGCCCACCCUUCCCGGACACAUGGCCAUGCACAGGAUAUGGCCUUCCUCGCACUCUGUGACAGAUAUUCUGGGGAUACGGUCUAUUACAGAGCAACAAAUUAGUGACAGUCCAUCCUUUUCCAGCGCCAAACUAGAGGAAUGGAGCGCUAUAAACAGGACUAAUUUCCCACCAGCAAGUUCUCCACUAGUCAAUGGCGUGGAUAAACCGCAUUUAGAACCUGAAGCAAAAUACACACAGACGCCGAAUGGAUUGCCCACAGUGAACAGCUAUGUCACAGCGCCCAGCAUCCCUCCCUACCACCCUCCCACCCAAGUGUCACCCUACAUGGGGUACAGCGCCACCACGUCGGCCUAUGUGACCGGUCCCACAUGGCAGCCGGCCAGUGGCAGUGCUCUAUCUCCCCACAGCUGUGACAUCGCCACCCCUCUGGCCGUCAAAAGCAUGACGGCCAACCGUGACGCCAUUCACCCAGUCAUCGCCUCGGCACUGUGAGGUCAGCUCCAGAGACUGAU